This is a messenger RNA of Gavia stellata (red-throated loon), 5298 nucleotides long. RefSeq names its product prolyl 4-hydroxylase subunit alpha 1 (gene P4HA1). Gene Ontology annotation, cellular component: endoplasmic reticulum. The coding region runs from base 26 to 1753 and encodes 575 amino acids. Gene Ontology annotation, biological process: peptidyl-proline hydroxylation to 4-hydroxy-L-proline. NCBI's taxonomy places the organism in Eukaryota, Metazoa, Chordata, Aves, Gaviiformes, Gaviidae. The transcript is spliced from 14 exons. The record is from RefSeq and is a predicted model, not a curated record. Gene Ontology annotation, molecular function: procollagen-proline 4-dioxygenase activity; protein binding; iron ion binding.
GUGGUGAGGUGACAGCUAUUGAACUAUGGCAUUCAACAAGAUUUGGUGUACCGUAGCCCUUGGACUUCUGCUGCCUUUUUCUUACGCCCAUACGGACUUCUUCACUUCCAUUGGUCAUAUGACAGACUUAAUUAAUACAGAGAAGGAUCUGGUAGUGUCACUGAAAGAUUACAUCAAGGCAGAAGAAAGCAAGCUGGAACAGAUCAAAAAAUGGGCAGAGAAAUUGGAUCAGCUGACAGAUACUGCUACAAAAGACCCAGAGGGGUUUUUGGGACAUCCUGUAAAUGCAUUUAAGUUGAUGAAGCGGCUGAACACAGAGUGGGGUGAGCUGGAGAGCCUGGUUCUGAAGGACAUGUCAGAUGGCUUUAUCUCCAACAUGACUAUCCAGCGGCAGUUUUUCCCAAAUGACGAAGAUCAGACUGGUGCAGCAAAAGCCCUCUUGCGGCUUCAAGACACGUAUAAUUUGGACACAGACACACUCUCAAGAGGGAAUCUUCCAGGUGUGAAGCACAAAUCCUUUCUAACAGCUGAAGAUUGCUUUGAGCUGGGAAAGAUUGCCUACACUGAAGCUGACUACUACCACACUGAGCUCUGGAUGGAACAAGCUCUGAAACAGCUGGAUGAGGGAGAAGUGUCUUCUGCAGAUAAAGUCUACAUUCUGGACUACCUGAGUUACGCCGUGUAUCAGCAGGGGGAUCUGGACAAAGCCAUGAUGCUCACCAAGCGCCUCCUGGAACUGGAUCCUGAACAUCAAAGAGCAAACGGGAACAUGAAAUAUUUUGAAUACAUCAUGGCUAAAGAAAAAGAAGCAAAUAAGUCCAGUACAGAUUCAGAAGACCAGCUGGAGAAGGAAACUGAGGUUAAGAAAAAGGAUUACCUGCCCGAGAGAAGGAAGUACGAAAUGCUGUGCCGUGGGGAGGGUCUCAAAAUGACUCCUCGGAGACAAAAAAGACUCUUCUGCCGCUACUACGAUGGAAACAGGAAUCCUAGAUACAUCCUGGGCCCUGUCAAACAGGAAGACGAGUGGGACAAACCUCGUAUUGUUCGCUUCCUCGACAUCAUCUCCGAUGAAGAGAUCGAAACUGUGAAAGAACUAGCAAAGCCAAGGCUGAGCCGUGCUACUGUUCAUGACCCUGAGACUGGGAAACUGACCACAGCACAUUACAGAGUCUCUAAGAGCGCUUGGUUGUCUGGAUAUGAAAGCCCUGUGGUAUCUCGCAUUAACACAAGGAUACAGGACCUAACAGGACUUGAUGUCUCCACAGCAGAGGAACUACAGGUAGCCAACUACGGAGUAGGAGGCCAGUAUGAGCCUCAUUUUGAUUUUGGAAGGGUAAGUCCUGUUUCCUGUCUCCACCUCUUUCUUCUUCACAAGCACUGUGUUUCUCUUUUUCAGGUGGCAAAUUACGGAGUGGGAGGACAGUAUGAACCCCACUUUGACUUUGCACGGAAAGAUGAGCCAGAUGCUUUUAAGGAAUUGGGAACAGGCAACAGAAUUGCUACUUGGUUGUUUUAUAUGAGCGAUGUGUCAGCAGGGGGAGCUACUGUCUUUCCUGAAGUAGGAGCUAGUGUUUGGCCUAAAAAGGGAACAGCUGUAUUCUGGUACAAUCUCUUUCCGAGCGGAGAAGGAGAUUACAGCACGCGACAUGCGGCCUGCCCAGUACUAGUUGGAAACAAAUGGGUAUCCAAUAAAUGGCUCCACGAGCGGGGACAGGAAUUCCGAAGGCCAUGCACUUUAUCAGAGUUGGAAUGAUGCAGACUCCUCUUUUGUCUCUUCUGUAUUCAGUCUGUGUAAAAUGCACACAUCUCCUACAGUUUACAAUUGACUAACACUCCACUACAGGUUCAGUCUUCAACUACACCGGUGUUUCAUCUGUGGACAAAACAAACUUGUUUUUAGUUCCCUCUAAAAUAUCCCCUUAAGGUUUUAUGAACAGAAUAUAUUGAUUUUUAAGGUCUAUGAGUGUUACAGAAAACAAAAGGACAAAAUACAGAUCAGGGCCACAACUAACAGCCGUAUUGUGUGUGGUGUUCCCUUACCAUCGCCCGUCUGAUCAGCAUAGAAAGCCAGUGAUUGCUCGCUUAGAGUCCUCCUCGCAACUGUCAGUCUGCUAAGGGAGGGAUGAUUUCACAGGAGGGCUCCCUUCUAAGAAAGGCUGAAUUAAACCAGUUCAUCCUCAAUUUCCAGACAUUCGCCUCCUCACUUUUUUAGAGUGCCUGACCGCUACUGUUGAGAGCUGUGGGCAUGGUUGGUGUUUCUCUGGGGAACGAGUUAUUACAAUGUUUUAGCUUGGUUUUCCACUUCCACAAAAGCCCCAAUUCUUAAACUGUCUUCCUUCUCAGCCUGUGCGGUGAAUUUGGCUCUUAACCUUGAAAACGUGAGCCAGCAGUUACAUACGCAUAGAUGAGAUGCUUCAGCAGUGUUGUCACACACGUGCCUGCAUCAGAGCAGCCUGACAACAAUUACAGCCCAUCUUCCCUCCUUCUCCUUUUUUUUUUUUUCUUUAAUGUGUGUCCACAUAAACAAAUGCUGCUUUUAUUCUGUCUUAGUAGUCAACUCUUACAUCUGCUCCUUGGGCAGCGGGGAUGGGAAUGUUACCAUCUUCGUUAAUCAAAGUAGUUGUGCCUUAGGACACUGGAAUUUCAAAUUGGUUAUGAGACUUCAGGUGAUGAGGUGAUACACAGUCCUCACGGAAUGCUCUCCACCCUCGUCCUCCCAGCUCUUAAGGUUUUGUGAGAAAUAGAUGGCCUAUUUAUAAUCCUAAAUCUUUUUUAGAUGCUUUUUAUUUUGCAAAUGAUUUUUUCUGCUGCGGAUGCUGAAUGCAGGCUGUAGCAGUGACAUGCCUUCAGUCACGGGGCAGCUGUUUGCACAGGAUGCCAGAGAAGGUGCCUGUGCUGGACAGUUUGGUGUCACUUACCUUGCAGAGGCCACCUCCACUGCAGUGAUGCACCUUGCGCUGCCUCCCCUCUCCUUAGCUGUCCCCGGCGCUCGUGAGAGCGAGGAAGCGCUGGGAAGGGCCCUCCCUCCAGAGGCUCUGGUGCUGCUCACUUCACUGCUGCUCUUCCCACGAGCCAGGGCUGGAGCUGUUCUGAUUCGUGCCACCUACACAGAAAAAGCAUCCCCAAAGUCAGCGGUGCCCGCACUGGAAGAACUCACUCACAGUGACUUUCAGGGACCUUAGUUUGAGAUGAGUCAUCCUUACACUGAGAUGAAGUUGAAACCUCUGAGGGAGAUGAGACUGUGGCUGCUGUAGCUGUUGAACUUCUGUUCCGCUUGUCAGAUUGCUGCGGGAGGAAUAACUGCCGUCCCCGCUGCCCCCCAGCACAGGAAGAGCUAAGCAGGGUGGGGAGAGGCUGCAGGGAGGUUCGCUUUCCUAAGCCGUUUCUCUUCGACAGCAGGUUUUUUAGCAAAACGUCUUAAAUAAAUAUUCCACUAGCACAAGGACAAGAAUCAGUGAGCUGCACCAGACUCUACCUAAACAGUCUGAUUUUCUGGAUGAUGAUGGUUUUACUGAUUUAGGGGUCAAGCCUGAAGUCUUUACCAAGGAAAAAAUUCCAAUUUUAGUUAAUUGGAUUUUCUGCCUCAAUAAAAUCUUGAAAAUUGAGCCAAAAUGUAGAUGAAACCAACUGUUAACAUGUUAGAAAUACCUCUGGAAUACUGAGAAUGCAGUUUAAGGUACUAUAGUUUGAGGAACUGCAUACUUUCACAGAAGACACUUUAAAAUCUUUGCUGGAAAAUGCAUUGUUAAGUUUCUUCUGAGCCUGUUAUUGAUGGGACCUACGUAACUGUUUAUCCUUAGCCCUGCACCGUCUUGCAUUUUGCCUGUGCUUUUGGCAGGUGUGAAACAAAAAUCUAUCCAGAACUUACUUAACAAAACAAAUAAAAAGAAAAAUCAGAAAUAGUUCCACCUCAUGAUCUGUACUGCUCAUCUGUUCAAAGUAACUGGUACACUAGAGCAGUAUCUGAUAUAAAUAGAUUUACCAAAGAAAUGGGCUAUCAGAGUAUAUUUUUGAUCAAUAAAUUGUAAUCAUUAAAAAAAAACCGUAACAUUUCUACUUACCUGAGUUUUCUCCCUUUCACACAGUGUCAUUCAUCGCCUCCUAUCCAUGGUUUUCUCUUUCCCAGCUUUACUUUCUUAAGCUCCAAAAAAAGGUAACCAUGGCAGGAGGGAAGUCCUGCCACUUCCCUGCAAGUAAAAGAAGACAACGAACCGAACCGUGUGGCGUUCGGAAUCUUACCUUUGGGGCACUAAUUUUCUCUCAGUAGCUCCGAGGCAUCUAUAAAUGCUUUCAGAAAAGCCAAUCCUGCAUAGUUAAGAAGCACAAACAGAAAUCAAAGUGUUGCCACCAUGAAUACGUUUAGAAAACAGCAUCUGGUUUUGCUAGUACAGAAAAGCUGUUUUUUUCUAAAGUGAGCAGAGGAGUUACUGGGCAUUUAAAUAAUUAAAAGCUACAAGUUGUACAAUUUAUGUAAGGUAAAAGAGAAAUACUGAAUAAAAAGUGUCAGUGACUGCUUUAGGUACGGCCAUAGUGGAAGAAAACACUAUGGUCUCUUACGUGUUGAAUGAAGAAGGGAAGGGUUGAAGCAAUGAGAAAUCACAGUUUCGUUAUAUUAAGCAAUGGGGUUGGUUCCCCCCCCUCCUCGAUCUCUGUUCAGCCGCCACCAACAGAUGAAUGACAAGCUCAAGAGAAGUUGCAGAAUGUCUGGGGAAGUUUGCUAAACACUUACCUCCCUCACCUCAACUACCAUCGAGUACUUGCAGUGUUAAACGGCAUUUUAAGAACGGUCUCUAAGAGGCAUUGCUUGGGGAGUAAAAAUGUUUUAGUGCAUGACUUGUUAAAGCAGUGAAGUACUCAAUGACUUACUUGCAAUUCUUUGGGGAAGAAAAAUAGUUUGUCUUCUGACAGUGGAAAAUUUCACUUGGUUUAAAAAAAAUAAUCCCUCAAAACUGAAGUCUGCUGAGGGACAUCAGACCAAAACAUUCCAGAUUAUUAGAAAGGGUAAGCUUAUUUUGUUAAGCUGCAGCCAAUCCAUAUUUCCUCUUUCUCCACUGCAGUUGUGUUCAUGCACCUGACACUAAAUGUGUAAGGGAUUACACCAGUGGUGCUGCUGCUUUCUGCCUUACCCCUUCGUUUCUCAAAGGGCUUUUGGAUCAAGAGCGUGGCUCCUGGGUGAAUCUAGUUUUGUAUUAAAGAUGAUUGAAAACUGUUUGGCUCACAGUGACUGACAAUUGAGAAACUGCCUUACUGUUAAAUUUUUUGUAAUAAAAUUUUUAAUGUAAAAAAAAAAAAAAAGGG